ACUAAAAGGCUCCAUCAGCAGAGUUCGUGGACUCAGCAGGAAGACGGUUGUGUUUUCGUUUCUCAGCUGAAUCUUUGCGUAGUUUCAGCAACAAUGUCUUCAGUUCAGCAUCUGAGAGAGUUUAUCAGAGAGCGACUAACUGCUGCUGCUGAAGAAAUCUUCUCAGAGGUUGAGAAAACCAUCGUCCGCUACGAGGAAGACGCCAGACUGCUGGAAAGCUGCUGGAGACCCCAGAUAAAACUCCCCAGAAUCGACCUCCAGAAGCCACAUGUCUCCAUGGAGGAGGAAGCUUCUUCCAUCCAACAGCUCUGCAACCAGAGGAGAAGGUCCAGUCAUGACCAGGAGGAAGCAGAACCUCAGUGGUCUGAAGAACAGAGGGAACCAGAACCUCCAUGGAUUAAAGAGGAAAUGGUGGAACUAGAACUUCCACUGAUUAAAGAAGGAAAUGUGGAGCCUGAGUCUUUAUGGGUUAAAGAGGAACAAAUGGAACCAGAACCUCCUCUGAUUGAAGAACAGGAGGAACUAGAACCUCCAUGGAUUAAAGAGGAACUGGAGGAACCAGAACCUCUGCUGAUUAAAGUAGAAAAUGUGGAGCCUGAGUCUUUAUGGGUUAAAGAGGAACAACUGGAACCAGAACCACAGAUUGAAGAGCAAGAGAACCCAGAAGUUUCACUGAUUGAAGAAGAAAAGGAAAAACGUGAUUCUUCAAAGCUUAAACAUGAACAACAGGAUCCUGAACAUUUACCAACUUCUUCCUGUCAAAAGCUCUGCAACCAGAGGAGAAGGUCCAGUCAAGACCAGGAGGAAGCAGAACCUCAGUGGUCUGAAGAGGAACAGAUGGAAGCAGAUCCUCCUCUGAUUGAAGAACAGGGAGAACCAGGACAUUCACUGAUUAAAGAAGAAAAUAAAAGGCCAGAUUCUCCAAGGCUUAAACAUGAACAGCAGGAUCCUGAACAUUUACCAACUAGAAGGGAUCAGGAGGAUGUCUGCAGCAGUCAGGAAGGAGAGCAGCUUGUCCAGAAGCAGUCUGUUGCUCUAAUGGAGACCUUUACUCUUCAGGAACAUGAAGGAGAACCAAGAACUGAGCAGCUUUCCUUUCAUAUCUCUCCUGUAGUUCAGACCAAAGACCAGGAAGGAAGCAGCUCCACUGGGUCAGAGAGUCAGUCUUUCACUGACACUAAGAAGAGGUCAUUCAAAUGUGAUGUUUGUGGAAAGACUUGGAAGAAGAAAAGUCAGUUGAAAAAUCAUUACAGAACCCACAAAGACCUCCAGAAGCCACAUGUCUCCAUGGAGGAGGAAGCUUCUUCCAUCCAGCAGCUCUACAACCAGAGGAGAAGGUCCAGUCAUGACCAGGAGGAAGCAGAACCUCAGUGGUCUGAAGAGGAACAGAUGGAACCAUAUCCUUCUCUGAUUGAAGAACAGGGGGAACCAGAACCUACACUGAUUAAAGAAGAAAAUGUGGGGCCAGAUUGUCCAAGGCUUCAACAUGAACAGCCAGAUCCAGAAAAUUUAGCAACUAGACAAGACCAGGAGGAUGUCUGCAGCAGUCAGGAGGGAGAGCAGCGUAUCCAGAAGCAGUCCGUUGCUCUAAUGGAGACCUUUACUCUUCAGGAACAUGGAGACCCAAAAAUUGAGCAGCUUUCCUUUCAUAUCACUCCUUUACUUCAGACCAAAGACCAAGAAGGAAGCAGCUCCACUGGGUCAGAGAGUCAGUCUCAUACUGACACAAAGAAAAUGUAUUUAAAAUGUGAUGUUUGUGGAAAGUCUUGGAAGAACAAGAGUCAAUUGGAAAAACAUUACAGAACCCACACUAGAGAGAAACCUUUUUCUUGUCAGACAUGUGGAAAAAGUUUCACUCAGUUGCGUGAUUUAAAUGUUCACUUGAGAAUCCACACAGGUGAGAGGCCUUUUUCUUGUCAGACAUGCGGAAAAAGUUUCACUCAGCUGAGUCAUUUAAACAGUCACACAAGAACCCACACAGGUGAAAGACCCUUUUCUUGUCAGACAUGUGAAAAACGUUUCACUCAUUUGGGUGAUUUAAAUGUUCACAUGAGAACCCACACAGGUAAAAGACCUUUUUCUUGUCAGACAUGUGAAAAAAGUUUCACUCAACUGGGUGCUUUAAAAGCUCACACCAGGAGCCACACGGGGGAAAGGCCUUUUUCUUGUCAAACAUGUGGUAAAUGUUUCGCUCAAGUGGGCGCUUUAAAUGUUCAUAAGCGGACCCACACAGGUGAGACUCCUUUUACUUGUCAGAUAUGUGGAAAAAAAUUUACUCAGCUGGGUUCUUUAAAAGUUCACACCAGAGGCCACACAGGGGAGAAGCCUUUUUCUUGUCAAGUAUGUGGUAAAAGUUUCAAUCAAGGGGGUGCUUUAAAUGCACACAAGAGAACUCACACAGGUGAGAGGCCUUUUUCUUGUCAGACAUGUGGAAAAAGUUUCACUCAAGUGGGUGCUUUAAAUGUUCACAGGAGACACCACACAUAGGAGAGACCUUUUUCAUGUGGAAUAUGUGGACAAUUCCACAUUGCAGGUCGCAAUUUGAAUAUUCACAUGAAACAAAGACAUAAAAGUAAGAGGUAAUAAUUUUGGGCAAACAAAUAUAUAAAAAGCUCCUCAAAUAAAUAUGUCUGUGCAUGAUUUUUUAAAUACUUUUGUCAACUCUUCAAAUAAAAAUGCAAGACGACAUCCAUCA
Molecule: messenger RNA, 2695 nt
Organism: Fundulus heteroclitus (mummichog)
Lineage: Eukaryota; Metazoa; Chordata; Actinopteri; Cyprinodontiformes; Fundulidae
Product: zinc finger protein 2 homolog
Exons: 3
Coding region: 94-2487 (797 amino acids)
Biological process (GO): regulation of transcription by RNA polymerase II
Cellular component (GO): nucleus
Molecular function (GO): RNA polymerase II cis-regulatory region sequence-specific DNA binding; DNA-binding transcription factor activity, RNA polymerase II-specific
Source: RefSeq, a predicted model, not a curated record